This is a messenger RNA of Plasmodium gallinaceum, 1725 nucleotides long. Its product is annotated as conserved Plasmodium protein, unknown function. The record is from RefSeq and is a predicted model, not a curated record. The transcript has a single exon. Lineage: Eukaryota; Apicomplexa; Aconoidasida; Haemosporida; Plasmodiidae. The coding region runs from base 1 to 1725 and encodes 574 amino acids.
AUGAAUUUAAAAAAAAAUAUGAAUUAUACAAUUACAAAAAAUUAUAAUGAAUUAUCCAAUUCCCAGAAAGAACAAAAAAUUUUAUAUCAAAAUAAUAACAAAAUUGUACUUAAUGAAUCAAAAACUAAUGAUAUAAAGAAAGAAGAAUUAGAUAUGAAAAGUGAAUAUGUGAAUAUUCAUGAUCACUUUAAAGGUGAUAAAGAUGCAUUAAACAUCUCUUAUAAUUUAAAUAUGGAAUUUAAUAAAAAUGAAAAUAAUAAAGUUAAAUAUUUGAAUUCUCAAAAUAAUGAAUUAUUAUCAAAUGCUUAUUUUGAAAAUAUGUUUUCUCCAUAUACAAAUAAAUAUUUCAAUGAUAACAAUAAUUAUGAUUAUAUUAUUAAUAAUAAUAAAAUAAAUAAUAAUUUUAGAAUUAAUUACUAUAAUAUUAGCAAUAAAAGUAACAAUAUUAAUUACAAAAAGAAUAAAAAAUACAAUAAUAAAGUUUUUUAUACCAAUGAAAAAAAUGCUCCUUUUUUAAAAAGUGAUAAUUUAAAUAAAAAUAAGGAACAAAACAAUAUUCAACAUAAAGAAAACAUUUUAAAUAGUUGUUUUAUGAAUAAUUUUAAUAAAAAAAAAAAUAAUAAGAGAAGUGAGAAUUUUGUUAAUUACAACACUUUGAAAAAGUUUAAGAGUAAUUCUAAUUUAGGUGAUAAUAAUGUAAAUGAUAAUAAGAAUAAUAGUUUUAAUAAGUGUUUGAAAGAAUAUACAUGUGAAAAUAAAAAUUAUUUAAAUAAUGGAAUUCUAAUGAAUCAUAGAAUUAUCGAAGGUAAUAUUAGUCAUAAUAUCAGUACUAAUGAAUAUUAUUUUAAUAAUAAUAAUUUGAAUAUUGUAGAUGAUUCAAACAAACAAAGUUAUGUAAAUAAAAAUAAUAAUAGAAACUAUGGGAAAAUAAAGAAAAGACAUAAAUCUAUGAAUAAUUUCAAUGAAAUUAUGAAAAUAAAAAAGAAAAAUGUAAAUAAAGACACGAAUGAUAAUAUAAAUAACAACAAUGCAGAUAACCAUACACCAAAAUUUAUUUAUUGUAAAUAUUGUGAUAUAAACAUUGAAGAAAAUAAACUAGAAGAACACAAUAAAAAUCAGCAUAUAAAGUGCCCAAUAGAUAAUUGUAAUGAUAUAUAUAAUAUUGAUUGUCUAGAAUUUCAUUUAUUAAAUCAUAUGAAAAAUGAUAAAGAUGAAAAUAUUUUAAAUAAUCCAAAAGAAAUAGAAAAGUGGGUUAAUGAAAGAAAAAAAAAUUAUCCAACAAGAAAAAAAAUAAUGAAUGAUAAAAAUAAUAAAAUACCUAAAAUAAAAAAAAAACCAAGUUGCUUAAUUGAAGAACUAUUAUUUGAAAGGUAUUACUCAGCAAUAGGUAGAAAUUUAUAUUAUAAAAAGGAAUUACAAAAAUCAUUAUUCAUUCCUUUAUUAACUAAAUUAUCUCAGAAUAGUUUUCAUAAUAUUUAUGAGAAUGAUUAUUAUAACAUUUCAAAUGAUAACCUUAAAAGGGAAAAAAAAAAAAAAAAAUUUUCAAAAAAGCAAAUGAUUGACUCUUUAAAUAUUCAUAAAAAGCCACCAUUACUUUAUCAAUUAAUGAAAAAUGAAAUUUAUAUAUAUGAAAAAAAAUUAAUGAAAUGUAUAGAAUAUAUAACAGAAAAUAAUUUUUUUGACAAUACUUUUGAUAAAAAAAAUGAUAUUAUUGAAUUAAAAUAA